AUGGAUCUGGAAAUAUCAAUGGAGGACCAAUUCUCCAAGCUACAUCCUUCCUUGCCAGUAAACACCAGAAUUGGAAUAGUGGGAGCUGGUCCAAGUGGCAUAUCAGCUGCUUAUGCACUGGCUAGACUUGGUUAUAAUAAUAUAACUGUCUUGGAGAAACAUCAUUCAGUUGGUGGCAUGUGUGAAUCAGUAGAAAUUGAAGGAAAAGUUUAUGAUCUUGGUGGGCAAGUUCUGGCUGCAAGCAGUGCUCCAGUCAUCUUUCAAUUGGCAAAAGAGACAAGCUCUCCACUAGAAGAAAUGGAUUCCCACAAACUUGCUGUUAUUAACAGCUCUGGACAAUAUCAUGAUAUUAAAGUUGCUGAUGAUUAUGUAUCUGUUAUGUCACUCACGUUGGGAAUCCAAGAAAAGGUGAAGAAUUCUGGUCGUUUUGGGGUCCAUGCUGUUAGUGAAGUUGCUUCAGACUUGACUUUAGAUUAUCUGGAGCAUCAUGGACUCAAAUCUGUUCCUAAAUCUGUGGCUUAUGGUUACACUGCUUCAGGAUAUGGAUUCAUUCAAGACAUGCCUUAUGCCUACAUUCAUGAAUUUACCAGAACGUCCAUGGCAGGAAAAAUUAGAAGAUUUAAAGGUGGAUAUACAAGUCUUUGGCAGAGGAUUGUUGAAUCACUUCCUGUAAAACUUCACUAUAACACUGAAGUGUUGGCAAUCAAGCGCAACUCUGACAGUGUCACUGUUAAUGUCAAGAGCUCAAAUGAAAUUGAGACUGUGGAAUUUGAUAAGAUCAUAAUAUCUGGUAACUUUCCAUUAAAAUAUGGAAGAACUUACAGAUCGGUGCCUUCAACUUGCAUAGGGUGUGAAACAGAAGUAAUGGAUGCAAGUGACCUUGAAAAGGAUUUGUUCAGCAAAGUAGAGACAAAUGAUUAUUACACCACUGUUUUAAAGAUCAAAGGGUUGGAACAUAUCCCUGUUGGAUUUUAUUAUUUUAAUGAAUAUAUGGAAGAUCCAAGCACAAUUGGAAAUCCAGUUGCAAUGCAGAAGUUUUAUGCUGAAAGUAACAUAUUCUUGUUCUGGUCCUAUGGCAACUCCGAUGAUGUUAAGGGUCCAAUUGUCACUAAGCUUGCAAUCAGCAAUGUAGAAUCCAUGGGGGGAGAAGUUGAGAAUGUCAUUCUUCAACGUCGCUUUAAGUAUUUUCCUCAUGUUAGCAGCCAAGGUAUUUAA
Molecule: messenger RNA, 1215 nt
Organism: Gastrolobium bilobum
Lineage: Eukaryota; Viridiplantae; Streptophyta; Magnoliopsida; Fabales; Fabaceae
Exons: 4
Coding region: 1-1215 (404 amino acids)
Molecular function (GO): oxidoreductase activity
Source: RefSeq, a predicted model, not a curated record